Molecule: messenger RNA, 1436 nt
Organism: Jatropha curcas
Lineage: Eukaryota; Viridiplantae; Streptophyta; Magnoliopsida; Malpighiales; Euphorbiaceae
Source: RefSeq, a predicted model, not a curated record
CAUCCAUAUGGAGGUGAUUGAGAUGUUUCCGGGCACUGUUUAUGUCAAAGGACCAGCGUCGUCGAUAAAUUGUCCAGGCUUGGAACAAGAAUUUGAAACGGAAGUGGAUAGGACUAUCGAUUUGACAGGUAGUCCUUUCUUUUUCUCCGACGACAAUGUUUUUACUGCAAUAGGGUGCAACACUCGAGCUUUAAUGACUGACCACACUCCUCAACUCGUCGGUUGUGACUCUCAUUGCCCCGGCGGCCAGAAAGAUAUUGAUUGGCGAAAAACGUUUUCUGGACUUGUUACGCAAGCUAGCUAUUAUCCUGAUAAAAACAGAUGGCUGGUAGAAAAAAAUUGUAAUGGUUCUAAUUAUUGCUGUCAGAUCUAUAUACCUCCUUUUCUUCAGGUUUUUAAUCCAAGUUUACAGGCUGAAAAUAAUAAUCAAAGCGAAGAUGGUUGUAGGUUAGCUUUUUUGACAGACGGAACAGGACAGGCUUUUCCGAAAGUAAAAGAUCCACUUCUGCACUUUCCGAUGGAGCUUUUCUGGAUUAUCGAUUCCGGUGACUGGGAAUAUAACCCUUCCACCAUGUAUUGUCAUGAAUGGAAAGAUAAAACUUCCAGUCCAAAAUAUGUAAGAUGCACUUGCGACUUUGGCUAUGAGGGCAAUGCUUACCUUGGAUGUACAGAUGUUGAUGAAUGCAAACAAUCUCGACAGUGUUGGGGAAUGACAAAAUGUGUGAAUACACCUGGCUCAUACAAAUGUGUGGUGGAUUCCAAGUGGAUUAUCAUUUUGAUUAUAGGUGGUGUCAUUGGGGUACUAGCAAUAUUAUUUGUUAUUUGGUGGGUGUACAAGUGCUUGAAGAAGAGAAAGAAGAUUGAACUCCGAAAAAAAUUCUUUAAAAGAAAUGGUGGUUUGUUGUUACAAAAACAGUUAUCUUCAAGUGAUGGAUGGAAGAGAACAGAUUAUUUGACAUGGUUGAUGCCUGUAAAUGAGCAUUGUUAUGAAGAAGAAGAAAUUGCAGCAGUUGCCAAUGUUGCAAAAGUAUGCUUAAAUUUAGAUGGAAAGAAACGACCUACUAUGAAAGAAGUUGCUAUGGAAUUGGAAGGUAUUCGAUCAUCACGGAGCUAUCAUGUCCAAGAAAAUAAUGAAAAGCUUGAAGAUGUCCCUAAUGAAGUAACAGCCAUAUGGGAUUCUGAUAUCUCAACCUCUGAGUUCAACGAUACAAAAGCUAUGUCUUUAGAAGUUGUGCCUUCCAUUGAUUACAAAUCUUGUUGAUUAAAAAGAUCCCUGAAAGCACAAUUUUCCAACAAGUGGUCAAAAAAUUAUGUGGGUUGUUAAUAUCAGUCUUAAUAUUAGAAACUCAACAACAUGUAUCAGAGUAUUACGUAGUGUUUAUGAUAUUACUUAUUAGUGAUGUUCUUCAUUUGUAUUGAUUUUUCUUUUUUGGCUC